AUGGGCAUUUCAAAUUUUUCAUGGACUUCCUUUCUUCUUACAUUUCUGGGGUUGUGUGUGGUCAAUGGGCAGCCCCUGGUCCCUGCAUUGUUCAUAUUUGGAGACUCUGUUUUUUAUGUGGGCAACAACAAUUACAUUUACACCAUUGUCAAAGCCAACUUCCCUCCUUACGGAAGAGACGAAGUCACCCACAAACCAACCGGCCGGUUCUGUAAUGGAAAACUUGCCUCUGACUUCACUGCUGAGAACCUAGGCUUCAUCUCAUACCCAUGGCCAUAUCUUAGCAAGAAAGCCAGAGGAAAUCACCCCUGA
This is a messenger RNA of Ilex paraguariensis (yerba mate), 312 nucleotides long. NCBI's taxonomy places the organism in Eukaryota, Viridiplantae, Streptophyta, Magnoliopsida, Aquifoliales, Aquifoliaceae. The record is from the annotation of a GenBank genome assembly.